Pangasianodon hypophthalmus (striped catfish) is the source of this 4095-nucleotide messenger RNA. It is a transcript of the gene dclk1a, whose product is annotated as doublecortin-like kinase 1a. Gene Ontology annotation, cellular component: axoneme. Lineage: Eukaryota; Metazoa; Chordata; Actinopteri; Siluriformes; Pangasiidae. The coding region runs from base 1 to 1029 and encodes 342 amino acids. Gene Ontology annotation, molecular function: ATP binding; protein kinase activity. The record is from RefSeq and is a predicted model, not a curated record. Gene Ontology annotation, biological process: intracellular signal transduction; retina development in camera-type eye; axoneme assembly. The transcript has 6 exons.
AUGGAUGAGCACUUCGACGCCCGAGAUAAAGUGGAGAGGAAGGACCGGGGCGGCUCGCGAGCCAACGGCGUCCCAAGCCCCGCCCACAGCGCGCACUGCAGCCUGUACCGCACGCGCACCCUCAAGGCGCUCAGCUCGGAGAAGCGAGCCAAAAAGGUCCGCUUCUACCGGAACGGAGACCGCUACUUCCCCGGCCUGGUGUGCGCCGUUUCCUCCGAGCGCUUCCGCACGCUGGACGCACUGCUGGCCGAGCUGACGCGCGCGCUCACUGACAACGUGCACCUGCCCCAGGGCGUGCGCGUCAUCUACGUCAUCGACGGCUCGAGGAAGAUCACCAGCAUCGACCAGCUGCGGGAAGGAGAGAGUUAUGUAUGUGGAUCCAUUGAGGCUUUCAAGAAGCUUGAUUAUGUGAAGAACAUCAACCCCAACUGGUCUGUGAAUGUGAAGGCCUCUGCAUCCACUAGAUGCCUCCCCUCCCUCUCCAGCUCUAAACUGGGGCCCCAUGAAUCCAAAGAGAGCAAGGACUUCAUCAGGCCCAAGCUGGUCACUAUCAUACGCAGCGGUGUCAAGCCACGCAAGGCUGUUCGGAUCCUGCUUAACAAGAAGACAGCCCAUUCGUUUGAGCAUGUUCUCACUGAUAUCACGGACGCCAUCAAGCUUGACUCUGGUGUUGUCAAGAGGAUUUACACCGUUGAAGGAAAGCAGGUCACAUGCCUUCAGGACUUCUUUGGUGAUGAAGAUAUCUUCAUUGCAUGUGGACCUGAGAAGUUCCGCUACCGUGAUGACUUCCUGCUGGACGAGAGCGAAUGCAGGCUGAUGAAAUUAUCCUCCUAUGGAAAGAGUCUUCUAAAUAGAGCAUCUCCCAGGAAUGUGACACCCGCCAGACGCAGCAAGUCACCCUCAGUGAACGGGACUCCAGCCAGCCAGCUGUCUACACUGAACUGUAUGAAGUCACCCAGUCCUACUCCAGCCAGUCCAGGAAGCCUCAAGAAGGAGAAGGACAUGGCAGGCACCAAACGUGCAGCCUAACUCCACACACUCACUCAGAGGGGAAAUAGCAAUGGGAUACCUAGCAAUGGGGAAUCUCCUGAAUGCUGUCACACACUCUUACACUCAUUUGGCCAUCAGAGCCAUGUGUGAAAGUCCAGCAGAUUUGUUCGUGGAGACCAACCUCUGCCUUUUAGUAGUUUUGUAAUGAUGAAGUAGACACACUGUCUACUGGUGGUAUUAAGAGUGUACAACUUGAACCUUGAAUGAGCAUGCAACUCAGUGGGAGUUGGGGUUUUACCGGCCACACUCAUUUCUCUGUUCUGGGUGUAAAUGGCUAAUGAUGUGUGUAACCACUUCGUAGGGUUCCAAAUCCUGCUGCAUCAGUUAAUGAGGAGGCAGUAAUAGUGUGUCCAUGCUCAAUCAAAACCCUUCACCAACCAUGUAAUUAACUCAUUAAUCUCUCUCUCUCUCUCUCUCGCUCUCUCUCUCUCUCUCUCUCUCUCUCUAUAUAUAUAUAUAUAUAUAUAUAUAUAUAUAUAUAUAUAUAUAUAUAUAUAUAGUUCCUUUAGUAUCAAAAGCACUAAUAUUUUGCCCUUACUGUGUGUAUAGAUUUUCUAUUGGAGGCUCAACCUGGCAAUGUUUAGUCUUUUCAUGUGGUGCCAGUAUGUGGUGGUGUAAACAAAAUUGAGUUAUGUGUUAGAUUGAAGGAUGAAUAAAAGACUUCUCUGACGUCUUGUGCUAUAGGCUCAAAAGAGGCCAUUGUUGAUUCCACAGGGUGUCUGGAGCUCAGUCUUUCCUUGAGUUGCCUGUAUAUGGUAGAAAAAAUUAUCCUGGAGAAUUUGUGGCACAGCUGCUACUCAGUGAUAAAAACAAAACAACCUAGUAUCAGAUUGUCCUGAAACUGAGCCAGUGUAUUCCCUGAGAUUGAGAAAUCUAUCUCAGGGAAUACGCUCUCUAUGCUCUCUCAGCUCACCCCACCCUGUUUCAUAUUCGCUGCACAUAUCCGCACCAGUCAGUGAUCACUGAAAGAGUGCUUGAAGCAGGAUGAUCUCUCGUGCACUUUGAUCUAAGGAGGAUUGCUUUGCACUUCUUUCUGCUUGCCACCUCUCCAGAGGACCAUUUUGAGUGGUCUGAAGAUCGGCUCCAAGCAAGGCAGAAUCUUGAUGGCUUCACAUCCAUCUGCCAUAUAAGUAGGUCACAUUAUGAUAAAAAGCUCCCAUUUUGUGAAUGGGGGUAAGGAAGACGCAAAGUGCUCCUGCAUAAUGCAAUGCUGAGGCACUCCAGCACUGAAUGUUCCUGUUUUCUCAUUUGACAGACAGCCACUGAACUGAGCAAGCUGAAAAUGGUAGGAAGAGCCUUAAAUGUUGUGUGGCCUCUGGUAUUUAUGCUUAGUUUUAACAUUCCUACUUGUUUGAAGAGUCUCUGCUUUUUUAUUUGAAUAACGUGUGGUUCUCUGCAAAUGGACUCCAGUGCUUCUUUUUGUCGUUGCAUACAUUAUGCACAGUACUGAUUCUCCACAUCUCCUCAUUAGCUAUACACAUCAGUUUUAUUUGUUUUGACCCAGCACUGAAUUUAUGCUUAGUACUGAACUAUUUAUAUACAUCUAUUACGCCUGGGUGAUCACUCUUUAUAGUGCUAAUAUAUAUGAGAGAUUGGACUGCACAGAAAUUCCUGGCACUACUCAAUCUCUCAUACAUGCACAAACGCUUUACACUUUUCUAGACACUGUCGAUACUGAAAGCGACACCUUAUGGUUGCUUGAAGACUAAGAUCGGUUGAGAGAUUUGGUCAGUUGUGUUUCAUUGAAUGUUAGGUGGCAUCUGUGAAGUAGUAUGUGAAUACUGGUGGUUGUGGACUGAAAAGUGAAAUAAUUGGAGGAAUUUGGAAAAUAAUUUGGAAGGGUGGAGAGAGGGAUGAAGUGUAAGCUGUUACCACAGCAACAUCAGAUGAAUGGAAGAAUAGAUAUGUGAAGAAGAGUGGAGGGCAGAAGGGCAGGUAGUGUAGGAUGGAGUGAUACAGAGUAAUGAAGGACUGAUGCAAUAUGAGAACAAGAAUAUUAAUGAAUGGAUAUAAUCUAAUUCAUGUAAAAUAGUGUUUAAAAAAAUCUAUGGCUGGAUUCUGCUUUUUGCACCAGUGUCGUUCUAGAAAAGAGUUUUCAGUUCAGUGCUUUCGUAGAUGGUAUAGUAGUAUAGUGCUUAGUGUGACCUACUUUUCCAAAUUACACAAGAGUGGCAACUGCUCUAUAUGCUAGGAUUGUGUGUUUUAGUGUUUCAGUUUUUGGGGGUUUUCCUUCUCUCAUAUUUUUCUCCAAUGCCCAUUGGCUCCGUUUUCCUGGUGAAGCAUUAAUCCAUGCACAGACCAACAAUAUGCACAAUGUGUCUAUAAAGUCAGGAUAUGUCUCAGUCUGGCAGGUGUCCCAGUCACAGCGAUGUUCUGUCAGAAACAAAACAAGGUUUUGGGAGAGAGAGUGAGAGAGACAGAGAGAGAGAGAGAAUGAGGAGGUUACUUUUUAUGUGCAGUUCCAUCCAUAACCCUUCUUUUGUGUUCUCUUCAUUCUGUCAGUCAAAUCAUAGCCUGGCUUUGUAAACCACGCUGUCUGUUGAGUUGCAUGCUCUUCUCAUUUGUGUGCAUGUUUGCACAUUUUCUUGUCAUUCAUUUCACAGUAAUUGAUUUUGAAAAUUUUCAUUUGUUUAUUUUUAAUUAAAACUUUUUUUUUGGUGUUUUCUAAAAAUACAUGUGUAUCUGUCAUCUGUGUAUAAAUGAAAGUUCAUUUCAUGCAUGUUUUUAUGGCUUUGUGAGUCAUUCUUACAGUAUCAUGAGGAACAUCACACUGCACACAUGAGAUAAGUGGUCAUCUACUUCUCGCCCUCUUUUUCUCACAACUGAGUUACAUGUGAUGGCUGUGUUCAUUUUUUCCUUCUGCUCAUUUUGUGCAUUUUUUUUUUUAUGUGUUUCCAUUCUGUUAGUUCAUUUAUCCAAUGUUUUCAUUAGUAUAGAUAUUUGGAUUGUGUGCUGUUUCAUCACUUACUUCAUUGUGUGUGUGUGUGUGUGUGUGUGUGUGUGUGUGCGUGUGUACAUGCAAAUAAAUCUUAUUGAAUAAUUUGA